Fonsecaea nubica is the source of this 1353-nucleotide messenger RNA. RefSeq lists its product as hypothetical. Bases 1 to 1353 code for a protein of 450 amino acids. NCBI's taxonomy places the organism in Eukaryota, Fungi, Ascomycota, Eurotiomycetes, Chaetothyriales, Herpotrichiellaceae. The record is from RefSeq and is a predicted model, not a curated record. Gene Ontology annotation, molecular function: hydrolase activity, acting on carbon-nitrogen (but not peptide) bonds. The transcript has a single exon.
AUGGCGAUACCUCCCCUCAAGUUCGAUCCCCCGAUAGAUGUCGAUGCUGUGACGACGCCGUGGAAACUGCCACGCCACAAGACAUAUAUUCUCACCAACGCCCGUGUCAUUGAUCCCGUCGACGGGAGUGUACGGCACAACGCCACCGUCGGGUUGGGAGGAGGUUUCGUCCGAUAUGUUGGGGACGAAGGUGGGAGGAAUACGACUGACAACGGAGGAGACACGCUGUGCAUCGACCUCGAGGGCAAAUACAUCCUACCGGGUCUCUGGGACUGCCAUGUGCACCUGGCGGCAGUGCAGGGGUUUAGCAGCUUUGACGACAUCUUGAAUCUCUCCCCGGACACGUCACUGCUUCGCCAGCCGGAGAUCGGCCAAGCGAUGCUCGACCGGGGCUUCACCACGGUGCGAGACUGUGGCGGUGCGCUGUUACCGCUGAAAGCUGCGUUUGAGGAAGGCAUCCAUCCUGGUCCCCGGCUUUUCAUCGCAGGGCGUCAGCUGUCGCAGUCCGGGGGCUGCGGGGACAGGCGAUCUGCUUUCGACGACGGCGGCGCCAAACAGCUCUCCUGUCGGAUCGUGGACGGCGUGCCUGAGUGUCUAAAGUUCACGCGAGAAGAACUCCGUCUCGGCUCUGACUUCAUCAAGAUCAUGGCUGGUGGAGGAGUCUCGAGCCCACGCGGAGGUCUGGGCGACAUGGAAUUCACCGAGGAUGAAAUCAAGGCCAUCACCACCGUGGCCUCCAAUGCCGGGACGUUUGUCACGGCGCACGCAUACACUCCGGCGGUGAUACGGCAAGCGGUAAACUGUGGUGUCCUCGGGAUCGAGCACGGCAACUUCCUCGACAAAGCGACCGCGGAGCUCAUGGCCCAGAAAGGGGUUUAUCUGACACCGACCCUGGUGGCGUAUGCCGCCGCAUCGCUGCCCGAGUUUGGCGGCUUCGUGAGCCCCGAAUCGGUAGCCAAGCUCAAGGACACCCUCGAAUCCGGGCUCAGGGCCAUCGAGCUAGCCAGGGACGCAGGCGUCACUGUCUGCUUCGGCACCGACCUCCUGGGACCUUUGCACUUUGCGCAGACCAAGGAGUUUGAGCUGCGGCGACAAGUGCAGUCUCCCUUGGAGAUCAUCCAGAGUGCCACAAUCAACGCGGCUCGGAUGAUGCGCCGACAGGAUUCUCUUGGGAGGGUGGCGCCGGGCUUCGUGGCGGACUUGUUGAUCUUGAACGCAAACCCGUUGGAGGACGUUACCGUUCUCGACAGACCUGAGAAACACCUGCUGGCCGUGUUCAAGGAGGGCCGAGUGGCUUCUUCGCGCUGGUCACGGCUGGAGAUGUCCAGUCGGCGUCCCGCCAGAAUUGUGUAG